AUGGGCGAAGAUAGCAGCGUAGAGAUCUCGGACGUCGAGCUUAGCGAGGACGAAGCUCCUGCUCCAGACAAAGAGGAAAAAGGCAAAAUUGCACCUCUGGAGGAUGAUCUUGCGGAUCGAACCUAUGACGAUGAUGAUGACGAUGAUGAUGAGGAGGAGGAAGAGGACCAAGAUGGUUUGUUGCUUGUGAAGCAAGAAAAAUUUUACGAACGUCUUAAUCACUUCAUGGAUGUCCAGAGAAAACUUCAGGAGCGUAUGAAGAAAAUCGAUCCUGACAAUAGAUUGGCCAAAAUUGAAGUGGAAGAUCACUCUGGUGGAAUCCAAGAGGAAGACGGCAUGUUCAAAGUUAAAUACCAGCAAAAAGAUGCUGAAGGAGAGCCGGCGAGUAACCUUGGAGAAGUCUACGAGGCUGCUUAUCAAAUCAAGCAGGCAUUGCGAGAUCUACUCGAUUCAAUGGCUGACAAAGUUAAGGGGCUUGACUAUGUUGAUUGCCAAAUUCACGAGCUCAAACCACGUGACAGAGCAAACGACAAAGCUCGUGAAGAAUACCUUUUCCGCUCUCCAGGGCCAGCAGAGAGUUGGAUUUACGAUGUUCUUCGGUCGACGGUCAUUUGCAAGACGAUGAAGCAAGUUGAAUCUGUGGCUAAAUUUUUGGGAAAGAAAGCACACAUUGUUCAAGUCAAGAACCGUUUCCGCCGACCUGCAUACAGUGGGUACCGCGACAUCAUAUACCACGUUUUGCUUGAUUGGCCUUACAAGGCGGGAGUUCAGUUCGUUGCCGAGAUUCAAGUUCACCACAAAGAUGUCUUGAACCUUGAAAAGAUGUUCGGUCUGCGAAACCACUACCUAUUCUUCCGUCCUAUCUUCGCGGGUCCAAUGCGAUCCACUGUUGAGACGCUUCGUGACUUGGCCUUGAUUCAUAAAUCAGGAAAGAUCGAUGAUGCCUUGAUGGGCAAGAUCCUCGAAUUUGAAGAUCCUGACCAGCUCUUCACCUUUGCUAGAAUUUUCUACUUGCAGCUCGAGGAUUACGAUCGUGCGCUAGAGAUCUAUUCUCGUGUCUUGACAUUGCAAGAGUCCACAAUUGGAGAAGUUCAUGCUCAGACUGCUGCGACAUACCAAGAUAUUGGUCUUGUUCAAGCUGAGAAGGGACUCUUCGAUAAUGGGCUACGAAACCUGCAAAAGUGUCUUGAAAUCCAAGAAGAGGUCUUUGGUGCUUAUAGUCCUGAAGUCGCCAUCACUCGAAGCCUUCUUGGUGCAACCAUUGUUCGACGUGGUGAUGACGGAGAUGAGCUCAUGGAGCACCGUGGAGCUUUACAACAGUACAGAAAGGCGCUUGUGAUCCGAGAAAGAUGCCUGGGAGAGGAUCACCUGGAUGUCGCUGGUUCUUAUCAAAACAUUGGAGCCUCCUUGUGCAAGUUGGGCGAUUUUCAAGGAGCCUUGGCUGCUUAUCGCGAGUCUCUUUCGAUUUUGGAAUCCUUGCUGGGAGAAAAUCAUGCUGAAGUAGCCGUCGGCCAUAGCUUGUUGGGUAGCGUGCUAUAUCAGCAAGGAGAUUUCCAAGGAGCAAUGGAAGAGUACAGUAUUGCUCUUGCCAUUCGUGAGGAAGUCUUUGGAAAGACCCACGCAACUUCUGCUGAAUCUCACACCGAGAUUGGUAAGUUGCUUGCUGAAGUCCAAGACUACGAUGAAGCCGAGUCACGACACAGAAAGGCUCUGCGUAUCCGCGAUACUGUCGUUGGGCGAACUAGUCCCGAGGCAGCUGAAUCGCACUACUACCUUGGUUACGUCUUGAACAAGAAGGGAGACUACGAAGAAGCAUUGAAGGAACACAAACUCGCUCACUCGAUCCGCUUCAAGGUAUUCAGUAAGAAGCACCCUGAUACCAAGGCAUCUCUAAGAAGCAUCCGCAUCAACGAGAAUAAGCAAGAAGAGCCUUAG
This is a messenger RNA of Cylindrotheca closterium, 1935 nucleotides long. The record is from the annotation of a GenBank genome assembly. Lineage: Eukaryota; Bacillariophyta; Bacillariophyceae; Bacillariales; Bacillariaceae.